CAACCAUUGUAGUAGUCAGCGCCUAUUAGCAGCGCAGGCAGAUAAAAACGGUUAUUUAGUUGUUAUACUCUAAAAUAAACGUUUUAUUAAAGAACUUCAAGGUGCAAUUAGUUCCGUCGUUUGACCAGCGUUAUCGUCAUGUUAUAAAGCAGGAUCUAACUUCUGCAAUUAAGAGACAAUGGUUGGUGCUAAUGUCAUGAAUAUAACGUUUGAAUAUGGACGUUCAGAUUAUUUGACGGAGUACUCCAGUCUCCAGCUACUUUGGAAUAACCUGCGAGGACGACAGAAGAUACUCCUUUCUCCUUACCUACCCGCUGUCUUCGCUUUCCUCGUGCACCUAAUUUUCUGCGCACCUUUCCUGGCACUUGAGACACUUGGAUGCUUCUGGCCGCGGAUCAAUUCAUACAAAAUCACAAAGACUUCUGAAACGCAAAGUAUGCGUCGAUGGUGGGAUUGUUUUUUGAGGAUACUGCUGAAAUACGUUUCAACUGUUAUUCCUGCAACUGCGCUCUUUCAAAGUUUGAGGACUCCAGUGUGUCCCGAGCUCGCUCCAUCCUGCAAUCAACUUUUCUUCGAAGUCGUCGUGAGCUUACUUUUGUUUGACAUGCUAUUCUUUGCAUGGCAUUACACCAUGCACCGAGUACCCUGGCUGUAUCGAUGGGUCCACUAUGUUCACCACCAGAACCAGACUCCCUUUGCCUUGGCUGCCCAAGAUGCCAGCCCAGCUGAGCUCGUCUCCCUGCUCAUCCUGGCCCUGGUCAGUGCUCACCUGGUGGGCUGCCACCCACUCAGCGAGGCCCUGUUCCACCUCCUCAACACCUGGCUGGCCGUGGAGGACCACUGUGACUACAAUCUUCCCUGGGCCUUCCACAAGCUGCUGCCCUGCAUGGGCGGUGCCCCCUUCCACCAGACUCACCACCACAAGUACAGAGGAAACUACGCCCCCUACUUCGUACACUGGGAUUGGCUGUGUGGGACCAGGAUCACCUAGCCUGGAAACCGACCAAUCGAUAAGAUCCUGGUUCGUUUGCUCUGUCGGAUGGGUCUGGACACCCUUUCAAACAUGCCUUUGGCAUGAAAAGUGCAGAGUCAAUCACAACCGUUUAUCUGAUAUGGGGCAGGUUGAACUGGAUGCCUGUACAGUGAGGCAUUUCAACCACCAAGAUGGCGUUUUGUCACUCCGAUUGAUCGUAUCUAUUAUAUUCAAUUUAACUGCACCCAGAGACAUUUUGCCCGGGGCCCCUUGACAACACUCCUUGAUUAAAAAAAUUAACUAAGAGGACCCCUCUGCACUGAAAUGACACUUUGUUCUGUGGCGUGUUUGGGAAUGCCAGGGUCAAACACACAUUAAACACAUAUAGCAUUUGAUCUGAACAGCAUUGUGAUGGUCAGUUAAACUGUUGUUUGUCUGAAGAACACCUUUAAUAUCUAUUGCAUCUAUCCAACACAACUAAUGUCUCACCUCACCGACGGGUGCUUUUGGUUUAGUGGCACCAUGGCAACAGGAGCUUCUCUCUGGCUCCACCAAUCCUUGGCAAGAUACCUGAGCACCUGGCACUGUGGAAUUGUACCCCAAAUAUCUAAUCUCAUAAUCUCAUAAUAGUUUAUUACCCAGUCUUACUUAAAUGUUUGGUUCAUGUAUGCAUGUUUGGGACAGAGAUGAAGGAAGGAAAAUAUAUGUCUAACAAAUAGCAUCAACUGUAGAUGUCUCCUGUUCCGUUAAAGUUGAAGGCUUAACUAGCAGUGACUGGGAUUUUGAGUCAGUUUAUUCGUCUGGGAACAUGGAGUGUCAUCGACCACAGGGCUGUAUUCAUUGGCCAAACUCAAACCAGAUGUUUUGGAAGUCUUGACGAAAACCAGGAGUGGGUAUUAUUCUGCCUUAACCUCAAACUCAUGCUUUGGAUGUUUUUUGAGAUUUAAAAUCCAAUCAUCUUCGUGAUUGUGAGAAGUCAAUGAUGAGAAAGAGUUUCGGGCAACCUUCCAUGCAUGUCCGAAUCCUCCUGGGGCCAUAUCAGUUCCACUUGGCUCCAGACCAGAGGAGCGUUGGUCCCUCAACAUAAAUCAAACAGAUGUUGUGGUGUUUCGAAGAGAAAGAUCGCAGAGUUGAAAGUUGCUCAAGCCUGCUAUACUUCAUGUGACUACCAUGGGAGCUGUAUAACAGAGACUCACACACCAACUCGGAUCAGUUACAAAGACUGUUUACGUCCAAUUGUUUGAACAUAACAUUUCAUUGAAUCCAUUGAUUCAUUUAUGAUACAGCAUUUUUGUUACAUUUGUACUUGUUACAACUUGUGUGUAGGGGUGUACAUUUCAGGAGGAAUACUGUGAACUUGUGAGAUGGGUGUAUUUUGUCCUGUUGUCCUUACAAAUAAUGAACAACCGUUUCAACACCUUAUGUUUGUGGUCAAGGUCACAUUUGUCUCACACAUAUCUGCAGCAGUUAUUCCUCUCUACGUCAAGACAAUCACUCAAGUUCAUGUUUGUCUGCCGCAUGCAACGUUAACAGCUGUAUUCCAUUAUGGGCUGCCUACAAUGAUUUCUGCGAUCAACUCCCACUGAAAUUCCUCAGAAAGCCCCUCUGGGAUCCUUUAAAGUUAAAACCAUGCCUUUUUGGUGCUGAAUGGAGAUAAUUGUUUAGUCAUCUGAUGUGUUUACCUUAUGGGUGGCCUUUGAGAAGCACUUUGAUUGCCAAGCAACAUAAAACAUUGUGAAUCG
Hypomesus transpacificus is the source of this 2715-nucleotide messenger RNA. RefSeq names its product cholesterol 25-hydroxylase like 3 (gene ch25hl3). Lineage: Eukaryota; Metazoa; Chordata; Actinopteri; Osmeriformes; Osmeridae. Gene Ontology annotation, molecular function: iron ion binding; steroid hydroxylase activity; C-4 methylsterol oxidase activity. Bases 179 to 991 code for a protein of 270 amino acids. The record is from RefSeq and is a predicted model, not a curated record. Gene Ontology annotation, biological process: sterol biosynthetic process; cholesterol metabolic process. The transcript is spliced from 2 exons.